AUGCUGCCGCCCGCGCCCUCCCUCCUCGGGCUGCUGCUGCUGCUGCUUCUGUGUCCCGCGCACGUCGGCGGACUGUGGUGGGCGGUGGGCAGCCCCCUGGUCAUGGACCCCACCAGCAUCUGCAGGAAAGCACGGCGGCUGGCAGGACGGCAAGCCGAGCUGUGCCAGGCCGAGCCAGAAGUGGUGGCGGAGCUAGCCCGGGGCGCCCGGCUUGGGGUGAGAGAGUGCCAGUUCCAGUUCCGUUUCCGCCGCUGGAACUGCUCCAGCCACAGCAAGGCCUUUGGGCGCAUCCUGCAGCAGGACAUUCGGGAGACGGCUUUCGUGUUCGCGAUCACGGCUGCGGGCGCCAGCCACGCGGUCACGCAGGCCUGCUCCAUGGGUGAGCUGCUGCAGUGCGGCUGCCAGGCACCCCGCGGGCGGGCCCCGCCCCGCCCCCCCGGUCUGCCGGGCACCCCGGGGCCCCCGGGCCCCGCCGGCUCCCCCGACGGCAGCGCCGCCUGGGAGUGGGGAGGCUGCGGCGACGACGUGGACUUCGGGGACGAGAAGUCGAGGCUCUUCAUGGAUGCGCGGCACAAGCGGGGACGCGGAGACAUCCGUGCCUUAGUGCAACUUCACAACAACGAGGCGGGCCGGCUGGCUGUGCGGAGCCAUACGCGCACCGAGUGCAAGUGCCACGGGCUGUCGGGCUCGUGCGCGCUGCGGACCUGCUGGCAGAAGCUGCCCCCGUUCCGCGAGGUGGGCGCGCGGCUGCUCGAGCGCUUCCACGGCGCCUCGCGUGUUAUGGGAACCAACGACGGCAAGGCUCUGCUGCCCGCGGUCCGCACUCUCAAGCCGCCGGGCCGCGCCGACCUCCUCUACGCAGCCGACUCGCCCGACUUCUGCGCUCCCAACCGGCGCACCGGCUCGCCCGGCACGCGUGGCCGCGCCUGCAACAGCACUGCUCCGGACCUCAGCGGCUGCGACCUGCUGUGCUGCGGCCGCGGGCACCGCCAGGAGAGCGUGCAACUCGAGGAGAACUGCCUGUGCCGCUUCCAUUGGUGCUGCGUCGUGCAGUGCCAUCGCUGCCGCGUGCGCAAGGAGCUCAGCCUCUGCCUCUGACGCGCCACCCGGCGCCUGCGGGACCUCUGGACCCCAGCGGGGGCGCUGCCCAACUUCUCCUGGCCACAGGCCAUCUCCCAUGCCUCCGGAAGCUGAGAGGCGGU
Molecule: messenger RNA, 1202 nt
Organism: Enhydra lutris kenyoni (northern sea otter)
Lineage: Eukaryota; Metazoa; Chordata; Mammalia; Carnivora; Mustelidae
Product: Wnt family member 6
Biological process (GO): multicellular organism development; cell fate commitment; canonical Wnt signaling pathway
Cellular component (GO): extracellular region
Molecular function (GO): frizzled binding; cytokine activity
Source: RefSeq, a predicted model, not a curated record